GACUGGGCUCGCACUAGAGUAAGCAGAAGAGCAGCGGCUAUUGACGGGAAAUCAGCAGGAAUUGCAGAUCAGGUCGUGAACGCAGGUAGAGAGCUGCUGUAUGCUUGAUAAGAACUGAAUAGCAAAGUAGGAUUAACCAUGGAUACCAGUCGUGGCAGUAAAGAGAUGGUUCUUCUAGCAGGGAAUUCUCACCCAGAGCUGGCACAGCUGAUAGCUAGCCGGCUAGAAGUGCCCGUAGGUCGAGCAGAAGUGAAGGAAAUGGCCAAUCGAGAAACAAGUGUAGAGAUCAUGGAGUCAGUGAGAGAGAAGAGUGUUUACCUCAUUCAGACAGCCAACCCCAAGGAUGUCAAUAAUAACAUCAUGGAACUUCUCAUCAUGGCAUAUGCUUGCAAGACAUCCUCAGCACGCAACAUUGUAGGAGUCAUCCCAUAUCUUCCAUACUGCAAGCAGAGCAAGAUGAGGAAGAGGGGCUGCAUUGUAUCCAAGUUGCUAGCCAAGAUGAUGUAUAAGGCAGGGUUGACUCAUGUCAUCACCAUGGACCUUCACCAAAAAGAAAUUCAGGGAUUCUUUGAGUGCCCAGUAGAUAAUCUGCGUGCAUCCCCCUUCCUUCUACAGUACAUCCAGGAGUGUAUUCCUGACUAUCGCAAUGCAGUUAUUGUGGCAAGAGAUCCAGGAUCAGCCAAGAAAGCCACAUCCUAUGCAGAGCGUUUAAGGCUAG
Penaeus vannamei (Pacific white shrimp) is the source of this 718-nucleotide messenger RNA. The record is from RefSeq and is a predicted model, not a curated record. Lineage: Eukaryota; Metazoa; Arthropoda; Malacostraca; Decapoda; Penaeidae.